AAAAAAAAACCUCAAAUCCAAAUAUAACUUAUUUCAUGUCCAGUUUCCCCCUUUGUUCCUCUAAGCUCUACUGACUUUUCUAAAAAUAAGCGUAGAAAAUGUUCAUGUCUUAACUAGGAUGCCUACCGUUAAAUCAAUCACUACCUAUUUAUUCUAUUUCCUGACUAGGUACCUAAUACAUACGAUGCUAGGUAUACCUUUAGAGCCAUGUAAGUAAGUGCUGCUUCUGGUGGCUUAAACAGCACCAGAAAAGCAGCCUACAAGGCAAACUAGAAAACUAGAAAAUCAGAAAGUUCCAGGUCCGAUUCUACUGUGUAGAAUUCUAGAAAAGUGCACAGACCAUUGGUUCAUGGCCAAAAUUAUUUAUUCAAGAAAAUUUUCUCGGCUUCAUCAUGACCAGCAAUCAAUUCCUCAGUUAUAAUGCGCUUCCUUCAACUCCAUAUAUAGCUCCAAUACGCUUCCACUGCCUUUACAGAUAUACGUUGCAGCAUCUCACAAAUCGUUGAAUUUUUUUAUUUUUAUUUUUUCAAAUUUUCCGUUUUAGAUGUUUCGACGGCUCUGGGCCGGGCCAAAAGGCCCUACCACCCGCCUCUUCUCAUCCCUAUUCUGGCCGCGCCAACCACACCCAUUUAUCACCAAAGAAGCACUAAAACAACGACCUCGACCACGCAGGACCUUACACGCCUCGCCGGAAAUCUACGGCACUAUCUUCAUGUCCAUUGGGAUGCUAGUGACGGACACUAGUCUCGACUUCUCCGAGCGAAAGCGACUCGCGAUGAAAGCCGUCUACGGCAUCAUCAUGGAGGAGGACCUGCAGGUGAUGCUGCUGCGCUACUGGAGCACGGGCGACUGGCUGCUGCGCCUGUACUCCGGCGCCGCAGUCACGCACCACGGGCGUCUGCGGCCGGCGGCCGAGUCCGGGUGGAGCGACGAUGAGCUCGACGCGCGACUCAUGAGCACCCCGGACCCAGACUUCCCCGGGUCCACCUUCCUGCUCUGCCAGGCCGUGCUCUACGACCGCGAGCAGGACGAGUCUGAGGUCUACGUGUCCGAGUUUGGGUCCAGAUCUGCGGACGCUACCGAAGCGCUCCUCGCUUCCUUCGAGGCCUUUGCCAAGGAGUGCAAGGAACCAGUGCGCGGCGUGCUGCUGCUCAUGGAGUCGGAUGGUGGGUGGCGGAGCAUCUACUUCGAUGGGAAGAGGUGGAUUAACGUCCUGUACUUGGAGUGGCAGACUGCUGCGAACCUUGUUGACUGACCGUGAGACGAAUUGGAACGGGACGGACCGGAACCGGCAGCUCGUGGUAUCGAAAAGUUGGCGAUGUUUCUGUCUUAGGUGUCGACACCGCAUAUGGAUUAGGGUAUCGACGCUCACACGAUGUCAAAAAGCCCUUUGAUCCUCCUCGUCGCCAUGCCGGUAGAAAUACGAAAAAAAUACAAUUGCGACCGAGUCCUUUCAGGUCCAGCCUAAUCCCUUCACUGGACAGCUUCUUUCAUCUCUUUUAUAGCAUAGCGGUCUGGAUUUAUCGUACUACAUAUAAAGCGAUGGCGUUGGCCGGAUUAAAACUUACGUAGAACUGCGUUAGGGCGGUAUUUACAUAUAGCGGGUAGGAUAGAGGAGUAUAGGAUAGGGAAAAGCGGUGGAUCUGAUAUUUAUUACGUGGCAUAUAUAAUUACAUCUAGUCGAUUCACAUAUAUCAAAUCUCUCAUAUAG
Molecule: messenger RNA, 1711 nt
Organism: Hypoxylon fragiforme
Lineage: Eukaryota; Fungi; Ascomycota; Sordariomycetes; Xylariales; Hypoxylaceae
Exons: 1
Coding region: 545-1255 (236 amino acids)
Source: RefSeq, a predicted model, not a curated record